Molecule: messenger RNA, 708 nt
Organism: Hibiscus syriacus
Lineage: Eukaryota; Viridiplantae; Streptophyta; Magnoliopsida; Malvales; Malvaceae
Product: monothiol glutaredoxin-S10-like
Exons: 6
Coding region: 60-623 (187 amino acids)
Biological process (GO): cellular response to oxidative stress
Cellular component (GO): cytoplasm
Molecular function (GO): glutathione disulfide oxidoreductase activity
Source: RefSeq, a predicted model, not a curated record
ACUAGAGAUCAACGAUCAAAAUCUCAACAAACAAACAAAUUAACCAGAAAUCAAUAACCAUGGCAAUCACAUAUCAUCUAGCAAAGCUGCGCUAUGUUCAUGUAGACCGUCCUGGGUCCUUCUCACACCCUCCAUGCAUAGAAUUUCUUCAUAUUCAAAGCAGCAGAGCUUCGACAUCAACCAGCUUGAGCUUGGGAAUCUAUGGCUGGACGAAGCAAUGCAAACCCAUGGUUGUCCGGAGCAUGGCUUCCUCAUUUGGUUCCAGGCUCGAGGAGAGAGUUAAGAAGACCGUGAUUAGUAACCCAGUUGUUGUUUACUCCAAGACUUGGUGCUCGUAUUCUUCGGAGGUGAAAUCAUUGUUCAAGAAACUUGGUGUGGAGCCUUUGGUCAUUGAACUGGAUGAUUUGGGCCCCCAAGGUCCCCAAGUGCAGAAGUUGCUGGAGCGGCUUACUGGGCAACACACUGUUCCAAAUGUUUUUAUUGGGGGUAAACACAUUGGUGGCUGUACAGAUACUGUCAAACUUCAUCGUAAAGGAGAACUGCAAUCUUUGCUGUCAGAAGCUAUUGCUAAAAGUAAUAAGAAAAGAAUUGACGAGGACUUCUCUUCCGAUGACGGAUAUUGAGGUUAGGAUGUCUCGAACGUAUGAUAAUAAUGCAUUAUCAUUGCCUCGUAGGAUUGAAACCGGGAAAUGUUUUAAGGUUUGAGGA